AGGGUGGCAUCCUCUGGUGUGCAGAUGCACAGCAUCUUCUGCUGAUUCGCCACAGGGCCUCGUGGGAGUCACGUGACUGGAUGGCACGAGAUGGGAUCUGGUGGCUCCUCCUUCCCUUUUGCAAGCUCUCCAGUGCCAGCUACCCGGGGCCAGGAGUUUCUGACCGUGUUCCCCCAGAACGACAACAAGUCCCCCAGCACGUACCUGUAGCUACUGCUCACCUCCUAUGGCCCUGCCGACACCCAGGUGUCUGUGACGCUCCGUGGCGGCUCCAUCACCCAGAAUGUCACCCUGAGGCCAGAUGUCACUAUGCCCCUGCUUCUCCCCACUAGCCUGGAACUCACUGGAAGCUGCACUUCCCAUAAAACCUUGGUGGUUCAGGCCAACGCUGACAUCUCCGUGGUGGCUGUCAGCACCAAGGGCUACACGGUGGGUGCCACUGCCCUCCUGCCUAUGGAGAGCCUGGGCACCAGGUACUAUGUGGUGACGCCUGUUGGGAACUACUCUCAUGGCCUGCCCGAGUUUGUGGUGGCUGCUGGUACUGCCACCACUGCUAUCAGCAUCACUACCACUGCCACUUUCCGCUAUGCUGGGGCCACCUACAUCCCUGGCGCCGUGCUCCGCCUGUUCCUGCAGCCCUACCACAGCUUGCAGCUCCAGAGCAGCCAGGACUUCACUGGCACAGUUGUGGUGGCUGACACCCCUGUGGCCGUCCUCAGUGGCCACACCUGUGUCAAGGUGUCUGCUGGCUUUGACUUUGUGGUGGAACAGCUCUUCCCAAUGACAGCGUGGGGGAGUGGCUACAUUGUGCCACCCAACACUCUGCAGUCAGAUGUUGACUUUAUGUUGUGACAGGUGAAGACAACACCAUCACCUACAACACCGGCAGCGAGAAUGCCACUGUGGCCAUGGCGGCAGGGGAGGUGCAGGUGUUUGUGGUGAACCGUAACUCCCACCUGUACAUUAGUGCGGUGGUGGCAGUGCAGGUGGUGGUUUUUUUCAGUGGGUCAUCUUCGCAAGAUCCCUUCCUCCUUGUUGUCCCACCUGUCACUGCCCACUGCACUGCGUUCCGCUUCAGCAGCGUGCCCAACCAGUAUAACCAUGCCAUCCUCAUUGCACCCACCAGUGCCACUGCCACCACCACCCUCAACCAUCGUCCAGACAACACCAUGGCGUGGCAGGCCAUUCCUGGCACAGAUUUCUCCUGGGGCAGCAUCACCGUGAGUGCAUCAAUGCGGAGCACUGAGAACUCACAGGUGCCCAUUGGGCUCCUGGUGUUUGGGUUGCAGAGUCACACUGGAUAUGGUUUCCCCGGGCUCUGUGCCAACACCCCUACACCACUCUCCUGUGAGGAUUUGGUGUGUGAGGAGAGGUGCGAAAUGGUGGAUGGACAACCAGAGUGUGUCCAGGAGACUUUCUCCACCUGUUGGCUCACUGGUGGGCCACACUACCGCAGUUUUGAUGGAAAAUCUUUGAUUUCGUGGGAACGUGUGCCUACACUUUGACCACUAUCUGCAGUCCUGAUCCCACUCUUCCUUCCUUCUCUGUUGAGGUCAAAAAGAAGGAAAAGGAGAACUCCAAAGUUUCCUCUAUCAGCUCCAUCACCAUCCAUGUUGACAACAUCACUGUCACUGCUGUCCAAUCAGAGAAUGGGAUGGUGAGGGUCCUCUACAACUGGGAUGAUCAUGUAGUGAUCAAACUCCCAGCUGCUUUUUCUGGAAAAGUCUGCGGAAUGUGUGGGAACAACAACGGGGACCCCCAAGAUGAUGCUGUCUCUCCUGAUGGAAAGCAGGUGUGGGAUAUUGUGGAGCUGGGGCGGAGCUGGAAGGUGACCAGCGAGUGUUGCUACUGCCAGGAUGUUGUGAUGGUGACUGUGGGCGCUGCAGAUGGGAUCAGGUCAUGACAUUCAAGGCAGAGAUCUGGUGUGGGAAGUUGUCCCAAUAUUCUGGGCCAUUCUGGUUGUGUCAUGACACUCUCAGUUCCAAUAUCUACAUGGAGAACUGUAUCUAUGACCUGUGUGCCAAUGAGGGGCGUCACGACGUGCUGUGCCAUGCCCUCCAGAUUUAUGCCGAUGACUGCCAAGAGGAAGGGAUCAACAUUUCAGAUUGGAGGACAGCAGUGGGAUGUCCUGUGCUUGCAAUGGGAAAAGAAGAAAUUAGUAAAUAGCUCCAAAGAAACACAAACAAUUGCAACCAGAAACUUAUUCCAAGUCAUGAAGAGAGGAAAUUGGAGUCCUCCCAGAAGUCAUUUGUAUUCUUAUUGAUAGGAAGGUCAAGAGUUCAGGGGCAAUCUACAAGUGACAUCAGGUGAAAGCUCCAGAAGAUGUGAGGCCCAGCAAGUCGGGACUUAGAGACUUUACUGGACGAGGCAUGGAGAGUUUUCAGCAAUCAAGAAGAGGGGUGUAAACCAGGGACGAAGAAAUUAGUAGCAGUACUACAGGAAGAGCCAGAAAAUUUUUGCAUUUGAAUGUGAGAAUCCCAAAACUGGACGUAAAACUCAGCUCACGUGGUGUGUACUACCCAAGAGGUUCAGGAGCUCCCCCACCAUAUUUGGAGAACAGCUGGCAAAGGAUUUGGAGUCCUGGGAACUCCCAUAGGAGAAGGACAACUGCUCCAGUAUGUGGAUGACCUCUUAAUAGCCACCCGGACCCAGGAGGCAUGUGUGGAUUGGACGGUAAGCCUCCUAAACUUUUUGGGCCUGCAGGGGUAUCCAGUAUCCCAAAAGAAAGCCCAGAUGGUGAAACAAACAGUUAUAUACCUGAACUAUAAAGUGAGUGCUGGACAAAGGACCUUGGGGCAAGGCCACAAAGAAGCAAUAUGCCAAACCCCAAAACCCUGAGAGUAAGAGAACUGAGAACAUUUCUAGGCAUGAUGGGGUGGUGCAGACUAUAGAUUUAUAACUAUGGAUUGUUCGUUAACCCCUGUAUGCCUUAAUCACGGAAGGGAGCAGGGAUCUUCAGUGGACAACAGAAGCAACACAAGCCUUCGACUAACUAAAGAAGGCUCUUAUGUCAGCUCCAGCCCUGGGACUUCCAGAUGUGAGUAAACAAUUCUUCUGUUUUCUUGCGAAAAACAAGGGAUUGCUCUGGGAGUACUAGCACGAGACUUGGGGCCAUACUGGAGGGCAGUUACCAACCUCUCCAAACAGCUGGAUACGGCAGCCAAGGGGUGGCCAAGGUGCCUCAGAGCUGUUGCAGCAGUGGCAGUGAACAUCCAAGAGGCGUGCAAGUUCACCCUAGGCCAGAAGAUGACCGUGCUAGUAGUCCACACAGUGUCUGCAGUCCUGGAGGCAAAAGGGGGACAUUGGCUUUCCCCACAAAGAUUUCUAAAGUACCAGACCAUACUGGUAGAACAAGAUGAUGUUCAAAUUGUGGUAACUAAAAUUGGGAACCCAGCUUCUUUCCUCAGCAGGAGUAUGGGAGAACCAGUGAUUCACGACUGCCUGGAGACCAUUGAAGCUACCUAAUCCAGUCGCCUGGAUCUGAAGGACACCCCUCUCGAGGAUGCUGAGAGCUGGUUCACUGAUGGAAGCAACUAUAUAAUCAGUGUAAAAAGGCAAACUGGGUAUGUGGUUACCACCAGCAGAGAGGUAAUAGAGUCUGGGCUGUUGCCAACAAACACCUCUACACAAAAAGCUGAAAUAAUUGCCUUAACCCGGGCCUUAGAGCUGACAAAAGGAAAAGAAAUUAACAUUUAUACAGACUCAAGGGGUGGUUCAUGCACACGGAGCCAUUUGGAAAGAAAGAGGACUGCUGAAGAGGACACUUACUAAGGUAGAAGAAUCAACUUAUAACCAGGGGGAGUGGGCUGUAACAAAAGAAAGAAAAAUUGCAGUAACUUCCUACUUGUUGUGGUCAUUAGUGCUAAAAGAACAUGAGAAAACACACUGGGGAAUAGAUGCCCUGUACAAUUAUUUAAAAGAGAAUUCUGGCUAGAAAAUUUCAAGUCACAGUUACACAAGUAACCCGUUGGUGUGGUAUUUGCCUCCGAACUAAUCCUAAAAACUUUCCAAAGCCUUCAAUUAGACAAAUUGGGAAAGGUUGUGGACCUGGGUAGCAAUGGCAUAUUGAUUUUACGGAAUUGGCCAGGAAAGGGGGUAUCGCUGCAUAUUAGUGUUAACAGAUACCUUUUCAGGAUGGCCAGAAGCCUUCCCUACUAGGACAGCUAAGCACAGGAAGUCACAGAGGCAUUGUUAUAAGAAAUAAUACCACGUUUUGGAGUCCCAGCCACUAUCUUCCAAUAGACAGCCACAUUUUAUCUCGAAAAUUGUACAGCAAGUUAGUCACCACCUCAGGAUAGAUCGGGAAUUGCAUACCCCAUAUCACCCUUAAUCCAGUGGCCAAGUGGAGAAGAUGAACUAUUUGAUCAAACAAUAAAUUGUUAGGCUGGGGCAAGAGGCAAAUUUGCCUUGGUCCCAGGCUCUUCCACUGGCAUUAGUACGGAUUAAAACAAAACCAAGAACAAAAGGGAAACUAAGCCCUUUUGAAAUAUUGUAUAGUAGACCAUAUGUAGUCCAAGAAGGAAUAACACCCAUUCAAGUAGAAGAAGAAACUCUACACAAAUACAUGGUGACCCUAAAUAAACAAGUUAGAGAAACUGGAAAAUAUGUGGCUGGGGGCCAAAGCAAAGAAUUAAAUGAACCAAUACAUGAUAUAUAACCUGGGAUUAAGUGUAUGUUAAGUCUUUUGCAGAGAAAACUUUGGAACCACAGUGGGAAGGACUAUUCUAGGUACGCCUCAUCACUUCCAUGGCAGUCAAGAUCAAAGAGCAGAAGACCUGGAUCCAUCACUCCCUAGUGAAGAAGGCUCCUGAAGAAACCUGGAGGAUCACACCAGGUGACAGAGACCUGAAGCUGAAAUUCACCAAGAACAGCAACAAAAAUUGUUGCUGUGACUCUUGCUACACAUUAACUGGAAGAAAAGUAAAAAAGUGAACCUAGAGAAAAGGACACGGGAGACAAGAAACAAGGACAUGAUUCCAUUUAUUGUAGGUGCAGUAGCUGCAGUUGUUGGCUAUGUGGCUCAGAAAGGCGUAGAAAAGAUGUACGAUGCAUAUGGAAGGAGAAAGGAAGAGAAGACCAGAAAAGGCCUAGAAAGUAAGAUAGAUGAGGGGUUCCAGGAGCUCAAGAAAAAGAUGAAAACCUUGCAGGAAUAUUUCAAAAUACUGCAGGUAUCCAGACAACGUGAACGUCAGCUCCUCAGAGCAGAGCUGGAGAAGAACCAAGCUGAGCAGGGCCAUUGCCAAGCAGAUUUUCAUCCAUCUGAAGGCAGAACCUGCUCUACAGGCCAACAAUGCUGUGAACUCAUCCCGCUCAGCUCCUCAGAGGGCAUGGGGAGUGACAGUCCUUCUAUGGGGAACAGCUUCUGGGGUCCAUAGCACAGAAACACCUCCAUGCUGAAGUGUUCUCUGCAGGUGCAGGUGGUCAGAGUCCCUCUUGUGUCCCUCAUCUUUGGAGAGGGUCUGUGCUGGGAGUUCUCUCAUUGUCUGAUACUUGCUAAGGGUUCCCCCUUGAAGUCCUGUACCUGUCUCUCUCCCUUUCCCCAUUGCCCUUUUUUGUGCUUCCCCACUGCUGGUCCCAUGCUGGGGCAUGUGUGAGAUCAGCCUUGUUUGCCUAUUGAUGAUCAGCAGGGAGAGGAGGUUCCCUGAGCAGAGCCUGGCCGUGUCUGUGAGUGCAGAGACCCUCUGUCAGGGACAUUAAUCUAGAGCCUUUGGGUAUCCUUGUGUGAGAUAGCUUGUCUCCCCCUCAAGCAGUAAUCAUUAGUGACCCAGUGGCACUGUUCUUUCUUCACAGGAAAGAAAGAGGAAGACAUUUCAAGGGCCUUGAAAUGAAGGGUGAUUCAGAAAUUCCAGCAGCUCUUCCGAGAAAUUGAAAGUCUAGAAGAGUAUUUGCAGAAAUUGCUGAAGUCAUCACAGGAUGAUUUUCAGCUUCUCAGAGCAGACCAGGAGAAGUAACAAGAUUUUAGAAAUACAGUUCUGUGGCUCUACCCUAUGCUAUAAGGAAGCAUAGGGAAGAUGAUGGAGGACUCCACAGCUGGUGCAGUGUCACACGGCCUCCAGCACCUGGCGGAACAGCUCCCGCGCCACCUCCUCGGACAGGAACCCCUGUGCCCGAAUGAAAUGCUGCAGGUCCUGACACUGCUCCGGGUGCUCCAGCACCAUCACGAUGAUGUUGGGGAACUGAAGCCACUCCAGCAGCUGGACGACACCAGGGAAGCCAGUGGACACCUUGUCCAGCAGCACCAUCUCCAGUGGUGCGCUGGUGCCAUCGGGCUGCGGGAGGACCACGAUGCCGUCAGCAGGGCUGAUGCCAUGCCAGGGGUCGGGAAGCUCUCACCCAGCCCGGGAUGCUCUGAGCCCUCCACUGGCUCCAGGCUGCUCUCCCUCGAGGCGUCCUGGUGGCUUCCACCCUGCUGGGCCUUGGCUCAUCCCCGCCCGGCACGCCCUUGGCUUCUCCCUCUGGCCCUGCUCACUCCCCAGCUCGCCCCAGUGCCGGACGCAGUUCCGUGGCACCCUUUGGAUGGGCACCUGCAAGCAAAGGGCAGCAGCGGGCUGAGCUCGCCACCUGCCCUGCCGAGCCCCGUCCUCCUUCUCCUCCGCCCUCCUCCUCCUCCUGCACCUGCCGCCGGCCCCGCCACUCACCGGGCACUGUCCCAGAGCCGCGUCACCGCCCAGACACUGCCAAAGCUGCCGCGGCCCAGCAGCGAACCCAGCUGGUCCCGCUCCUUCAGGCCCUGCUGCGCCUACCCUGCCGGCGAGACGCGGCUGUCAGUGCUCAGCCCGGGGCCGGGACAGCAAGAGCCAAAGGGAGGCGAUGCCGGCCCAGCCCCAGGCACUGAUGCCCGCCCAGCAGCGCCGCCGCCAGCACGGCCAGGGCUGGAUGGAGAUAUGUCCAGUGAUGCCAGUGGGAAUCAAUUGCACAGAGGACUCAAGAAGCGUCAUGUUUACUGCUGCUGCCAGAUCGAUCCCCAAGCUCCGUCUUGUGGCUGGGGGCCCUGUAAGUGUCCCAAGUGUGGGAAGAGGAGCUCCCAUCUCCUCCUGCACCAGUGGAUUCACACAGAGGAGAGGCCCUUCCACUGCCCUGACUGCGGGAAGGGCUUCAAGCAAAACUCCAACCUCGUCAGGCACCAGAGCAUCCACACUGGGGAGAGGCCCUAUGAGUGUGGGAAUGUGGGAUGAGCUUCAACCAGAACUCCAAUCUGAUCUGUCACCAGAGGAUCCACACAAGGCAACAGCCCUAUGAGUGUCUCCAGUGUGAGAAGAGCUUCACCCAGAGCUCUCACUUGACCAAACACCAAUGGAGGCACCGGUAAGGGAAGCCUGAGAGUGCCCAGGUGUGAGAAGAGCUUCGUGUGCUGCUCCAACCUCAUCCCCCAUCAGAGGACCCACUGCUGGUUG
Messenger RNA from Catharus ustulatus (Swainson's thrush), 7394 nucleotides. Its product is annotated as zinc finger protein 282-like. The coding region runs from base 6012 to 7175 and encodes 387 amino acids. The transcript is spliced from 16 exons. Lineage: Eukaryota; Metazoa; Chordata; Aves; Passeriformes; Turdidae. Gene Ontology annotation, molecular function: RNA polymerase II cis-regulatory region sequence-specific DNA binding; DNA-binding transcription factor activity. Gene Ontology annotation, biological process: regulation of transcription by RNA polymerase II. The record is from RefSeq and is a predicted model, not a curated record.